AUACUGGGGUGGCUGAAGCCCCCUAUGAGGACCGAGGCUCGUGAAGCACCAAUUUUGUUGGCCUUGGUAGCAGGAGAAGCAGCAGGGAUCAUGGAGAAUAUCAGCGAUGACGUCAUUGUUGGGCGAUGCCUUGCUAUCCUCAAAGGCAUAUUUGGCAGCAGCGCUGUGCCGCAGCCUAAAGAGACCGUGGUGUCCCGCUGGCGUGCUGACCCCUGGGCCCGGGGAUCGUACUCCUACGUAGCAGCUGGAUCUUCUGGAAAUGACUAUGAUUUGAUGGCUCAGCCAAUUACUCCAGGACCAGCGAUUCCAGGUGCUCCUCAGCCCAUUCCUCGCCUGUUCUUUGCGGGAGAACACACAAUCCGCAACUAUCCUGCAACGGUUCACGGCGCGUUGCUGAGCGGGCUGAGGGAAGCGGGUCGCAUUGCGGACCAGUUUCUGGGGGCCAUGUACACUCUGCCUCGCCAGCCUGCGCCUGGGGUGCCCCCACAACAAGCUGCCAGCAUGUGA
Molecule: messenger RNA, 507 nt
Organism: Tauraco erythrolophus (red-crested turaco)
Lineage: Eukaryota; Metazoa; Chordata; Aves; Musophagiformes; Musophagidae
Source: RefSeq, a predicted model, not a curated record